AUGUCAUCCCAAUAUGUGGAUUGUGAAAUCCUCCCCAAAAUUUGGGAUGAUACUGAGAGCAUUCGAGCACGCAUUCGUGCUGGUUUGCCCUUGGUUAAUGUGGAUAAAGGGACCGAUGUGAAGAUCCCCAAGUGCGUUGUCAACAUGGAUCUUUUGAUCCCCAUUCUGAAUCAGAUUGGAGAAGGUUGUCGCAUUGCUGAAAUUGACCCGUUACGAGAUGCAUGCGCUGCAGCGUACAAGAUGCACAGUCGCUCUGUCACUGCUGCAGAUGUUGACGAUGCUGCAUGGGGAGUUCGGGACAUGGUUUCGUUUAUCAAACGCAAAGUCCAAAGAGAAGAGGUGAGCCAGGAUCCUACCUUUCAAUCCCUUUGCUUGAUUGUCAACCCAGCGCUUGAGGAUGUUGUGAACGCAGUCAAUGAGAAACGCAAGAACGCCCUGGAAUCUGACAGUGAAGAUGAGGAUGCUGGGGGCAAGGAUGAUGAGGCUCCAGGCCCAAUUCCUACUCAAGAACAGCUACCAUCGGUUACAGUCCCUCCUGCACCGGUUGGCGUGGCUACCCCCCAGCAGAAAGCCCAUGUGUCUCCUGCUCCUGACGAUGCUGAUCCGAAAUCAUCUGAUGGUUCUGCCUUGCCCGGAGUUGGCUCCCUUGGCUCGAAGGAAACUGUCUGGACUGCUUUGGAGUUCAGGCAGGCCAAGCUUCGGGAGAUCCAGCAGAAGCGGCAACAAUUGGCAGCAGCAUUGGCUUCGAAGUCAGCGCCACCUAGCGCUGAUACUGGAGUGACGCGUGCUCUGGGACGAGGCCAAUCGGAUCCUAUCUUGGGUGGAGCCACUGAUGAGCACGAUACCAUGCCAAUGGGGACACAGGACCUUGAGGCAGCUGUGGCUGCAGCUGCUGCGCCUCCUGUUUCUCCUCCUUCAGCCAAAGGUGCCACAUGGGAUGAUGCGGCCUUGCGGUCAGACAGCCCAGGGACGAAACGUGCCAAAUACCAACAACGGGUGGAAAUUGAUGCUCAAUCAGAGGUUCCACAAGAAGAUUCUACCAGUCAUGUUCCCAGUGAUACUAAAGGGGAUGAAGCCGAAGUUCCAGAUCACACCUCCUCGGAUGCCGAGCCUGAAGUGGCUGGACCACCGAAGGUCUUCACUCGCCGAGAUCAACUUUCCCUUCGUGCUGGGAAGAAAGAGGAGAAUGCAAAGACCAAGAAACAGAAGAACAAUCAGACCGGAGAAGAGAAGAAAGCUGACAAGAGAAAAAGAUCGGCCAAAACUUCGGAGAAGAAAGAUGACAAGACCAAUGGAGAAGACCAGAACCAGAGCAAAAGAAGAAAGGCUUCAACUGCUUUGGAUGGCGAGGGUGGCAUGCCUGACCAGCCAAAGGCCAGCGCAAAGGCAAAGAGCAAGCCAUCGCCCAAGUCAAAAGCAGUGAAAAAGUCCAAGAGUGCAGACAAGAAGCCGGAGAAGAAGAAGAGCCAGAAGAGUCAGAAGAAUCAGAAGGAGCCGAAGGAAAGCCAGAAGCCUGAGAAAAAGAAGCAUGCGAAAAAGACUGAGAAGACAGGAGAGACAGACAAGAAGCCGAGAGCCAGGUCAAUCAAGGUGUCUGAGGUAGAUGUGGAGGCUCACCCAGACUUGCAAGCUGAGAUUGCUUCGUGGGUCAAUGACAACAUCGACUACAAAGACUUGGCCACUUUGAAGGCAUGUGUCAAAGAAGCCCGUCUCAGGUUUGACUUCUUCCGGCUCAACAUCUACUGGACUACCUUCAAAUGCGGCUUGACCAUGCGAAAAAAUGGUGAAAAGGAAGGCGAUGUGGCCAACUUCAGCUUCUUUGAGAAGACCCUUCGAGCUUGCGCAGCAUACUACAUGGACGAGUCGGAUGCUCCUGACGUUGCAGCUUUUGAGAAGUCGCUGGAGGAGUGGAAGCAGGCCUACCAGAUGGCUGGUGCUGCGGUUCUGCACCAGAACAUGGUGUGA
Messenger RNA from Cladocopium goreaui, 1965 nucleotides. The record is from the annotation of a GenBank genome assembly. Lineage: Eukaryota; Dinophyceae; Suessiales; Symbiodiniaceae.